CCAAUUCUUUGCUUCUUCAAUCCCUUGACUCCGCUGUUAAUAUCCUGAUUCAGUCUUUCUGUUUGGUAAAUAAUCAUGAUAUGAAGAUAUGUCAUUGUGUUAGAUCUUAGACUCAUUUCUUUGUUGCUUCGAUCCUUGUUCGCCUCAUUAAAGCCCUGCUGUCUCCUAUGUGUACCGUCCUUCACAUCUCUACAGUGUAUAAGUCCCAGACUCAAUGUGACUUUGAUACUGGCUUGAACACGUUUCAAUUCUCUGAUUCGCCGGUUCCCUCUCUGUCUACGCAGCGAUUUGAGCAUCAUGUUUACAUUUACCUCCAAGCGCCAGAGAGACCCGGAGCAAGAUGAUUUUGAUGGGAAUGCGACCCGGGAAAAGAAGAAGCACAGACCUCUCCCUCUACGAGCAUCCCCAACUACCCUCCAGUUUCCGUCGUUCCAGAAAAGCAACCGUGUUGUCUCCCGCUUUGGUCUCUCAACGCCGACCCCGGUAGAAUCCUCCGACGAUGACAAGGAUGACAAUGGAGUGGGCGAAUCCCUCUACAACUGCUCAACUCAGCCUUGGUGUCUACCAAUGCCAACGACAGCAAGAUUACAGCAGUGUCCACCAACAAGCGCAACACAGCAAGAUCCUCAACAUCUCCCUCAUACACUGAGCGCAAAUAUGGACAUUGAUAACGGGAAAGAGACGCACGGUCUAAAAACUGCGUCCAUCACACACUGUCUUGUUGGCCAUUCGCAUAUCAUAAGCGAACGGCCAGUGGCGCACUCCGCAAAUGAUGCUGUUCGUGCGGCGCAGGAUUCUGUCGCAAAAGGUUACCAUCAAAGCUCUACAUCUUCUACGCAGCGGGGUGUCCUUCGAGAUCCGUACUCGAUCCAUGAUAGGGUCUGGUGGUGCGGUCAGCGCCUCCCUAGCCCGGUCAGUGACGAUGAAGAUGCUAUGGCUAUCAGCAGCAAAGACUCUGCGAGCGAUGCGGAUAUGACAUACUUGUCCCAGCCGGCGUCUCCUCCGCCAUGGGAUCCAGGAGCUACGGCCGACUUGCAACCACCGACGGGCUUGGCGGAUAACUUGGUGCUCGGGUGCUCGCCCACUUCUGUGUUGAAGAAGAAAGUAACAUUUUCAAUGGGGUACCGGGCGGAUUGCGAAAAGUGUCGGCACAAAGUCCCAGGUCAUUACAGUCACAUCAUGCGUUGCUGAUAUUUGUCGCUUCUCUCUUUUUCUUUUAUCGUCUAUGUUCUGUUUCAUCCUAUUCGUUUACUUGAUGACUUUGAUGAUAGGCGUUCUGAGAGGACAUGCCGCAGGGAUAGGCGGCCGGGUUGUUUGCCUUAUGAUACCAACGGAUUCGGAGAUAGGCGGGCUUUUAUCGGUAUAUACCACAUGGGAAAGAUGAGGAAAGAGGACCGGUAGAAAUGCAGUUAAGAAUCAGUUUAGAUAUUAUGCAAUAAUGAUGCGCGUGAGC
Molecule: messenger RNA, 1453 nt
Organism: Aspergillus sclerotioniger CBS 115572
Lineage: Eukaryota; Fungi; Ascomycota; Eurotiomycetes; Eurotiales; Aspergillaceae
Exons: 2
Coding region: 298-1191 (297 amino acids)
Source: RefSeq, a predicted model, not a curated record